UUUUUAAAUAAUUCAUAACCUUAAAACUUAUCGACUGCAUAAUUGUAUGAUAAUGUAGUCUUAUUCUAGCAUCUAUUUAUUCCUACUUUCUUUUUAGAGAUAACUGACUUGACGUUGCGUAACUGAGAAUUUAUCGGAGAACUAUAUUCUUGUCUUUUUUAUUAUGUAAAAUCCUGAUUGAAUAUGGAUACUGACUUGUAAAUUAUGAACUGUUUAACACACGUGCAACGUGUGAGAAUGUUAUAUAAGACCAUUUUAAAACUUCAUCGAGGUCUACCCGAAGAAAUCCAAUCUCUGGGGAAUACUUACGUUCGCGACGAAUUCAGAAGGCAUAAAAAAUGUUCACCGACAGAAGCAAAUGUGUUUAUCAAUGAAUGGGCGGAUUAUGCAGUGUCAUUAGCCGAGCAGCUUGGAUUACAGGGCCCACGUACUGCAAAACCUUUAGGAAAACAUAUGGAGAUACAAGAAUUAGAUAAACUUAGAGAUGAACAAGUCUAUCAAUUAUAUGAAUUAAUGGUAGCGGCACUAGGCAAAUCGGAAAGCAAGGGAGAGACUUAAAAAUGAUUCAAUAAUUAUUUAUUGCGAAAUGUAUGAAAUUAUUCUUACUAUAAUAUGACACUUUUCUGUUUACUAAUUACAGUAACAUUAUAGUAAACAGUAGGCUUUCUCUUAUGUUUGAAGUUUUGAAAGAAGUAUUAUAAUUUAUCAAAU
This is a messenger RNA of Orussus abietinus, 711 nucleotides long. It is a transcript of the gene Sdhaf3, whose product is annotated as succinate dehydrogenase assembly factor 3, mitochondrial. Lineage: Eukaryota; Metazoa; Arthropoda; Insecta; Hymenoptera; Orussidae. Gene Ontology annotation, biological process: succinate metabolic process; mitochondrial respiratory chain complex II assembly. Gene Ontology annotation, cellular component: mitochondrion; mitochondrial intermembrane space. The transcript is spliced from 2 exons. The record is from RefSeq and is a predicted model, not a curated record. The coding region runs from base 205 to 558 and encodes 117 amino acids.